This is a messenger RNA of Ogataea angusta, 1182 nucleotides long. RefSeq lists its product as uncharacterized. NCBI's taxonomy places the organism in Eukaryota, Fungi, Ascomycota, Pichiomycetes, Pichiales, Pichiaceae. The coding region runs from base 1 to 1182 and encodes 393 amino acids. The record is from RefSeq and is a predicted model, not a curated record. The transcript has a single exon.
AUGUGCUCCCGUUGGGCAGCACGUGUUACAUUAUCUGUUGAAGCCAUACUUUUGAGCCAGGGUUCAAAGUGGAAAUUCAACCUCCUAAACUUCCAUUACCAAUCCAUGUCUUUCCUAGAGAAGUCCUUCAAAUGGGAUCAGGCGCCGUUUCAGCUCUACACAAGGCUGGGAAACUCUGGUCUCAAGAUUUCACGAGUGAUACUCGGGUGCAUGUCUUUUGGCAAAAAGAGUUGGUCUGAUUAUGUCGUUGAGGAUGAGGAACAGGUUUUUGAAAUUAUGAAAAAAGCCUACGACAGCGGCAUUAGAACCUUUGACACCGCUGGAAACUACUCCAAUGGCUAUUCUGAGAUCUUGGUUGGCAAGUUCUUGAAGAAGUACAACAUCGACAGAAGAACUAUUGUGAUUUUCACCAAGUGUUAUUUCCCAGUUAGCGAGGAUCCUGGCGCCGAUCCUUCGAAUGGCUCGGAAGAGGGCGUUGACUUUAUCAACCGUGUCGGAUUGUCGAGAAAGGCAAUUUUUGAUGCCGUUGACAAGAGCGUUGAAAGACUCGGAACCUAUAUUGACCUGCUGCAAAUUCACAGGUACGACAGAACAACUCCAGCCGAGGAAACCAUGGAAGCUUUACACGAUGUCGUUAAAUCUGGCAAGGCUCUAUACAUCGGCGCCUCGUCCAUGAGGGCAUACCAGUUUAUCCGGCUCCAAAACAUUGCUGAGAGGCACGGCUGGACAAAAUUUGUCUCCAUGCAGAGCUACUACUCUCUUCUCUACAGAGACGAGGAGGACGAACUGAUUGCAUACUGCCAUGAAACAGGUGUCGGCCUCAUUCCUUGGUCUCCGCUGGCGGCAGGUGUUUUAGCUAGACCCGCUGUUAAGGCGCAUGAUACUACAGUCCGCUCCUCAAACUCUUCUUUCCUUUCCUACCUUGGUCUUGCUGAGCUGACCGAAAAUGAUAUAGAGGUUAUCAACAGGGUGGAAGCUCUUGCUGCCAAGCACAAAGUUUCCAUGGCUACCGUUGCGACAGCAUGGAUUUUGGCCAAAGGACAAUAUCCCAUUUUGGGAAUCAACAAGCCUGAGAGACUGGGCGAUGCAUUGGCUGCUAUCAGCCUGAAGCUGUCUGAGGAAGAGGUGCAUUAUCUAGAGGAGGCCUACGGCGUGAGAAAGCUGCCAGCCUUGUACCACUAA